AUCACGUAGCAAACACGCGCAAGAGUUUGAAGAUCUGGUACAGAAAAAUUUCUCGGAAAAUUCUGUCUCUCUUAGGGAAGAUCGGUAUUUUCCAUAUCAGAAAGGUUUUUUGUUUCUUCUGAUCGGCUCCGGAUUGAUCCCUUUUGAAAUACUUCGAAAGAUGGAUCCUAACCAGCCACCAGUUGAAAACUAUGCAAACCCAAAGACAUGUCUCUUCCAUGUUCUCUUCAAGGGUGCUGCGUUGGCGUUUUACAUUCUCUCCGCUCUCUUCUUCAACAGCUUUGUCAUAAUCUUUGUAGUGACUGUUCUUCUUGCUGCCCUUGACUUCUGGGUCGUUAAGAAUGUGAGUGGGCGUAUACUGGUUGGUUUGAGGUGGUGGAACGAGAUCAAUGACUUGGGAGAAAGUGUGUGGAAAUUUGAGUCUCUUGACCAGGAGUCCUUGGCUCGGAUGAACAAGAAAGACUCAUGGCUUUUCUGGUGGACGCUUUACCUUGCAGCAGCUGCGUGGCUUAUCCUUGGGAUAUUUUCUCUGAUAAGGUUUCAGGCCGACUAUCUGCUUGUUGUCGGCGUUUGCUUGUCCCUCAACGUGGCUAAUAUUAUCGGCUUCACAAAGUGCAAGAAAGAUGCAAAGAAACAAUUUCAGCAGUUUGCCUCACAGACAAUCGCAUCACGGUUUCAAUCCACGGUACAAUCUGCCUUCACCCUUGUCUGAAAAGAAGAAAGGGUUUAGGGAGAGCUAAGAAGACAGUGUACAAAGAAGAUUGCCCAAACGACACCAUGUUUUUUUUGACUGAUUGUUUUCCAAUAUUUUGUAAACUUUAAGAGGUUCACUAUAUCCGCCUUUACAUGUAUUCUACAUUUUCGACUUACUCUAUUAAGAUUUUGCAUCUCGUA
Molecule: messenger RNA, 894 nt
Organism: Eutrema salsugineum
Lineage: Eukaryota; Viridiplantae; Streptophyta; Magnoliopsida; Brassicales; Brassicaceae
Product: Golgi apparatus membrane protein-like protein ECHIDNA
Exons: 6
Coding region: 161-712 (183 amino acids)
Biological process (GO): vesicle-mediated transport; protein secretion
Cellular component (GO): Golgi membrane
Source: RefSeq, a predicted model, not a curated record